Molecule: messenger RNA, 699 nt
Organism: Lactuca saligna
Lineage: Eukaryota; Viridiplantae; Streptophyta; Magnoliopsida; Asterales; Asteraceae
Source: the annotation of a GenBank genome assembly
AUGGAGAGUGAUAGUUGCAGAGACCCUAAUGGCAUUCCGAACCCGAAAGAAGAAGAAAACCCAAAAAAUUUUAAUGCCAAGCCAAAAGUAGUAGUGAUAAUGGGAGCAACAGGUUCUGGAAAAUCUCGUCUCGCCAUUGACCUAACUUCACUAUUCCCUAUCGAAAUCAUUAACGCCGAUUCCAUGCAGGACAUUGGGUUUUGUGUGGAGCACACAAGUUUUACUGUACAGAAAACAGGUAAUUUCUGCACAGUCAUGGCUGGCAACUACACACUUGCAUGGGACAAUUCGUAUUCAACCUUUUUCAAGAAGGCACUUGUGAGUCGAUUUCUUUUAGAUGAUUCACCUGUGGAUACUGAUGAACUCAGCCUAGAUAAAACAUAUGGAGAUAAACAACAACCUAUUGAACUUAUGCAAGAACAAGAGAAUUUUAGUUAUGGUUAUGAUAAUCUUAAGGAUCUUGAUCCAGUUACAGUAAAUAGAAUUCAUCCAAAUGACCAUAGAAAGAUUAAUCAAUACCUUCAUUUAUAUGCUUCAUCUGGUGUUCUUCCUAGCAAAUAUCUUCGGGAAAAGACUAUGGAGAUUGUACAAUUGACAACAUUCAGAAAAUUUGAGGAAGCUUUGGCAUUGUUUAAGCUACUUGCACUGGAAGAUUCAAACCUUCGAGCCUUAAAGUUGCAGUCAAUUCAUAUCAGGUAA